AUGUCGGUAUGCGCGAGCUUAUGCCAAAUAGCAUCUCCGUCGGGUAGUUCCAUGGAUGACUCGAGCAUAUAUGAUUCGGGUACUGUCUCUAGUAUGGACUCAUUGUUGGGACCGGAGCGUAUGCAUCCGGACUUUCGCAUUCGACAGCGUCUUGAAGCCUCUCGACAGGGAAUGCUUCAACUUGAUCUCCUCAGAACAAAACAUCAAAGAUUAAUGCAGGCUAGUGAUAUGAUCUUCUAA
Molecule: messenger RNA, 240 nt
Organism: Anisakis simplex (herring worm)
Lineage: Eukaryota; Metazoa; Nematoda; Chromadorea; Rhabditida; Anisakidae
Source: the annotation of a GenBank genome assembly